AUAAAGUUUGCAAGUAUUUUUAUUUUUGUUAUUUCAGCCUUGAUUCCAAACUGAGAUCCUUCUGGGAAUCAUUGAAAUUGAAGAAGAAUAAGUGCAAGUCUGGCAAUAUCCUAAUUACUGGUGGUACUGGAUUUAUUGGAUCACAUCUAAUCAAUGAACUGCUCAAUAAGACUCAGGGUCUCAUAUACUGCAUUGUUCGGAAGAGUCCAACAUGCUCAGCAAUGGAGAGAGUGAUUGAGGCUCGGAAACGUUUUGGAUUGCCUGAAGUCGAUGAAAACCUUCUGGAAAGAAUCAUUGCAAUUGAAGGUGACGUAUCUCUGCUGAAUCUGGGCCUCUCAGAUGAUGCCUACAAUUCCCUUGCACCAGAAAUUGACUUUAUAAUUCAUGCGUCAGCUAAAGUCAAUCUGAUAUUUCCUUUUCACUCGCUCUACAAGGAUAAUGUGAAGGCCACCAAAAAUAUCAUCCAGUUUGCUCUACACAACAAAGUCAAGCCCAUACAUUACAUAAGUACAAAUGCAGUAUUUGCCGACGGUAUGGUGGGUUGCGGUGAGGACAGUGACAUGUUUGCACAUGUGGAUCGUCUUCAAAGUGGUUACGGCCAAACUAAAUGGCUGGCCGAGCAACUUGUGUUGCGCGCUGCUAAAUCUGGAUUGCCAUGUGUUGUUUACAGAUUCGGCAAUCUAUCAGGCAGUACUAAGGUAGCCAGUUGGAAUCCGUCAGAUUUCACUCUGUACAUGAUCCAGGGUGUCAUCAGAACUGGGGCAGUGCCUGACAUCAAAUGGAAGAUUGAAAUGACGCCAAUUGAUUUUGUACAAGAUAUGUUUGUGGAGUUGUUUUUGGAUCUGAAUAACUCAAUGGGGAAAAUCUACCAUUUUGUGAAUGAGGACCAUCUUCCAUGCGAGGAAUUGUGGAAACUAAUGGAAAAAAGAGGCUACAAUUUGAAAUCACUGCCUUACAACGACUGGGAGUUGUGA
Messenger RNA from Nilaparvata lugens (brown planthopper), 974 nucleotides. RefSeq names its product polyketide synthase HetM-like. NCBI's taxonomy places the organism in Eukaryota, Metazoa, Arthropoda, Insecta, Hemiptera, Delphacidae. The transcript is spliced from 7 exons. The coding region runs from base 222 to 974 and encodes 250 amino acids. The record is from RefSeq and is a predicted model, not a curated record.